AUGCUGCAUGUCGAGACGAUAAACUCACAUGUUGCAGCUAAUAGUUUCACUACAAUGUUCCACGUCAAAAAUGAAACCGCAAAUGUAUUUAUUGAUUUAAAUGAAAUUAAACGAAUGGAAGUUCUACGAAAAACUAUUCUUCAUUGUCACUCAGAAAACACUCCAUGUGAUUCACAGGUGGGGCUUGAUGUCUCUGAAGACUCUUGUUUCUAUCAAAAUGAUAUCAGUCAAAUGAAAUAG
Clunio marinus is the source of this 240-nucleotide messenger RNA. Lineage: Eukaryota; Metazoa; Arthropoda; Insecta; Diptera; Chironomidae. The record is from the annotation of a GenBank genome assembly.